UAUUAUGUGAUUUUUGCUGUAGUAUUAAUAAAUUUAUGAAAAAAACACACUAGAACGGCUUAAGAUACGGCUCCGUGUUAAUUUAAUACUACAUAUAAUACAAAAAUGUUAGUAAACAGAAUAAGGUUACUCUACCCUUCGAAAGGUGUAUAUAAUAAAUAUUGUGGAAGAAUGUUAAAAUCAUCAGUGGUAAAACUUCAAACACCUAAAACCUUGGAAAUUAAUGUUUCUGAACAACCAAAAGAUUCUAGUUUACCUAGCAGAGCUAAAAGCGUCGAGAAACCAGUUAUUACUUUACCAACCCAAAGAGUAGUUCCAAUGAUUUUAAAUAAGAAGGAGCCGAUAGUUUUGCCAUUUGACGACGUACCUGGUCCAAAAUCAUUAAAAUAUCUGUCCAUAGCUAGAUAUUAUCUAUCACAGAUUGGAACUCAAAUUACUACAAGACUUAUUACCUUUGGCCUCAACGUGGGUACAUAUAUGAGAAACAGAAAAUCCACGGGUAACCUGUCAGUAUUAUUUGACGAGUACGGGCCAGUAGUCCGUUUCGUAAGCCCUGUGGGCAGGGAUAUUGUCCUUAUUAAUCACCCGGAGCACAUUCAGAAAGUGUUUACAUUGGAGGGGGAUCAUCCAAUUCGGUCGACUAUAGAAUCAUUGGAGAAAUAUCGGGUUGAGCACAGAAACCAUGUCUACAGUGGUAUUUUCACAGUUCAGGGUCAAGAAUGGUUUCAUCAGCGAUGUCUAGUUAAGGAUCCACUGCAAACUGCAAGUGCUAUUCAUGCCCAGUCCAUUUACGACCUAUGUGACCGAUUCACACAGAAGGUGUACAGCACGCGCAAUUAUCAAGACGAGGUUUCCAAGGAUUUCUAUAAACAAAUACACAAAUGGGCCUUUGAUUGCAUGGGUCUCGUGAUAUUCUCGAAGAAAUUCACAAUGAUAGACACUGAGCUUGUGAACAGCCAGUGUGAUAUGUCGUGGAUGUAUCACAAUCUGGAGAAGGCAACUGAGGCAAUUAUUAAGUGUGAGUCUGGACUGAGGUGGUGGAAGAUAACCCCAACUCCCGUUUGGCUCAAGCUAACCAAACAUUGCGAGAAUCUGGAUAAUUUGAUCGGGAAAUAUGUCUUAGCUGCGAACAAAGAAAUACAGAAUAAUAUUCAAGAUAUUGACAAAUCUGCAAAUCCGACAUGCCUAAUCGAUGCCAUUUUGUUAUGCGAUAAUAAGUUGACUGUUGAGGACAUUUCUACUAUUGUUAUGGAUAUGCUCCUCAUUGGAGUAAAUACGAUCGCAUCAGCCACUUCUUAUUUAUUAUACUUCGUUGCAAAGCACCAAAAAGCACAGAGGCAGCUUUAUGAAGAAAUAGAGCACAUGUACGGAGACCUCAAUGUAGACAAUAUACUGGCUAUAAGAGAACAUACACCUUACCUGCAGGCCUGCAUUAGAGAGACAUUGAGACUCGUGCCACCCAUACCACUACUCACCAGAGUUCUUCCUAAAAAUAUAACACUGGACAGAUAUAAUAUUCCACAAGGAACCCUCAUAAUAAUGUCAACACAAGACUCGUCAAUAAAGGAUGGCAACUACGACAACGCAAGUCAUUUCUCGCCUGAGAGAUGGCUGAACAUCGGUGCUAAGGACUACCAUGCGUUUGCCUCUAUACCGUUCGGGUUUGGGUCUAGAAGUUGUCUGGGACAGAAUAUCGCGGAGACAAUGAUGUCAUUACUUACUAUAAGGGUGCUACAGAAGUUCAAAUUAGAAUAUCACUACGGAGAUAUACCGCCUACACGAACAUUUAUAUCGAAGCCUAGCAAACCUAUUAAAAUAAGAUUCAUUGAUAGAAUAUAACUUUGUUUAGUUGUUCAUUUGUUUUUAGGUUUAUUAAACGUGUUUUUAACAUC
This is a messenger RNA of Leptidea sinapis, 1892 nucleotides long. It is a transcript of the gene Cyp339a1, whose product is annotated as cytochrome P450 CYP12A2-like. The record is from RefSeq and is a predicted model, not a curated record. Lineage: Eukaryota; Metazoa; Arthropoda; Insecta; Lepidoptera; Pieridae. The transcript has 10 exons. Gene Ontology annotation, molecular function: iron ion binding; oxidoreductase activity, acting on paired donors, with incorporation or reduction of molecular oxygen; heme binding. Bases 106 to 1839 code for a protein of 577 amino acids.